AUGAGUCGGUUCCCACAAAAUAAUAAUCCUCCGUUUAAUCCUAAUGGAAAAAUACAAAAUAUAAAUUUUAUUCCUGUUACAAAUGGACAAAGAGUUCCACAUAUAGUUACUGGAGUAACUCAAGGUGGUUCUGUUAGUUAUCCAUCAAAUUUUCCAAUGGUUGUAAGUACUGGAAUGGCACCAAUGGCUACCCCAAAUCUUGGCCAAGGUCAUAUACCAACUACCUCACAAUUAAGAACUGUAAAUCUUCAACCCAUACCUUUAGGUAAUAAUUUUGCUAUUCCAAUCCAAACAAAUUUGCACGUCCCAACAAAUGUUAAACGUGCCCAACAAAUAGGGGCAUUACAUCUUUCACAAAUAAAUCAGCAAGCUCAGGUUAUUCAACAAAUGAACGCAAGACCACAAUUUACUGUGGCUCAAGGUUUAGAUAUAACAAGACAAAAUAUGGUUUCUCAACAACAAAAUAUUGGACUACGUGGUCAUGGUGGAAUUGCAAUACGUCCAGUACCACAACCUAUGUCCCGUGGACAAGUAAUGCAAGCACGUGGAAUGACACCUUCAAUAGUUGGUAAUCCUCAGUUUGGUAUGGCACGAACUCCAAUAAUGAGGACAAAUUAUGCAAGACCAAUUCCAACAGGAAUACGUUUAUCACAACAAGCAUCUGUAAGAGCAAUAGGAGUUCAACAGCCAACAAUAAAAAUUGAACAACCUCAAAUGUUUGGAAAAAUAAUUAGCAAACAACAACAGCCAAUAGAAAGUCGUGCACCUCAAAUUAUUAAUGAAGAAAAAAAACCUCAAAUUCCUUCAUCUGUACAAAAUAAAUUUAUUCAUCAAAAAAUUAUAAAACAAGGCCCAAUUGAAGACCUUCCUCCUUCUCCUUUACCUACACAAUCUCCUUCUAUUAUUCCUCAACACAUACAACAACCAAUUACUGCUAAACCAUCAUUAAUGGAAACAACUCCAAGUCCUCAUAUUCGUGUAGUUGAACCAAUAAAACAAAUUAAUGUAAACAUACCAACUGUAAAUCAGGUUGCACCAACUCCACGACCUAUGAGUACUACUCAACACUCUGUUGUUUCCACACCAAUACCAGUACCUGGAAUUGAUUUACGUCUUGAGAAUUUUCAACAAAAUUUUAUUAAAGAAGUUCAAUCUAAAACAACCAAUUCUGUUUCUAUUGUACCAAGAAAGAAAUCAGAAAAUCAUUCAGAAGAACUAAAUCAACAAAAAAGAGAAAUCUUUAAAGAAGAAGUAGAAAAAUCAAUAGACACAACACCUAUUCCACCUAUUCCAAAUUCAUAUCCAAAAUUUGAUGAAUUCUUUACACAACUUCAUUUAUAUUGUUUAAAAAAUCCAUUUUUCUAUUAUGAAAUAGACAAUGAAUAUUUAUAUGUAAAGACUAGAUUAAAUGAUGAAAUAGAAAGUUUACAAUAUGGAUUUGAAUUUUUUAUUAAUGAAGCUAGUCAUCAAACAUUUCCAAUAACUAAGAAAUUAAAUGGAGAACCUAUUGAUUUAAUGGACUAUGGAAAAGAUGGAACUCUUCCACAAACAGUAAAUGAAUUAAUGAAUGGAUUAUUUAAAGUAAUGAGAGAAGAAUUAAUGAGUUAA
Messenger RNA from Entamoeba nuttalli P19, 1608 nucleotides. RefSeq lists its product as hypothetical. The transcript has a single exon. The coding region runs from base 1 to 1608 and encodes 535 amino acids. The record is from RefSeq and is a predicted model, not a curated record. NCBI's taxonomy places the organism in Eukaryota, Evosea, Mastigamoebida, Endamoebidae.